AUGUGUGUUCAGGAAGAAGAAAGGCUUGUAAUGGAGAUGGGUGAGAGUGCAUUGCUGACAAUUGCUUAUGGGAAGAACAAAGAAACUAAGUCUCAAGCUAAUCAGAAGGGGAAUGGUAAAAUACCACCUCAAGCUGAUAUUAAGAAGGUGGCAAAGUGUUUCUUUUGCAAGAAGAAGGGACACAUGAAGAAGACUUGCCCCGAAUUCCAGAAAUGGCUUGAGAAGAAAGGUAAGCAGACCAACAUGUCUAAGAAAGGUACUAACAGGAGUUCAAACAUAUUAGAAAUAAUUCAUACUGAUAUUUGUUGUCCAGAUAUGAAUGCACGUAGUUAG
Messenger RNA from Glycine soja, 333 nucleotides. RefSeq lists its product as uncharacterized. Lineage: Eukaryota; Viridiplantae; Streptophyta; Magnoliopsida; Fabales; Fabaceae. The transcript has 2 exons. The coding region runs from base 1 to 333 and encodes 110 amino acids. Gene Ontology annotation, molecular function: nucleic acid binding; zinc ion binding. The record is from RefSeq and is a predicted model, not a curated record.